Penicillium macrosclerotiorum is the source of this 891-nucleotide messenger RNA. Its product is annotated as SDR family NAD(P)-dependent oxidoreductase. The transcript is spliced from 2 exons. The coding region runs from base 1 to 891 and encodes 296 amino acids. The record is from RefSeq and is a predicted model, not a curated record. NCBI's taxonomy places the organism in Eukaryota, Fungi, Ascomycota, Eurotiomycetes, Eurotiales, Aspergillaceae. Gene Ontology annotation, molecular function: oxidoreductase activity.
AUGGAAGGGAAAGAAAGCAACGAUAAAUUUCAGCUACAUAACCUGUUCAAUGUCAAAAAUAAAGUGGCACUCAUCACCGGGGGAGGAUCGGGUAUUGGCCUUAUGGCAGCCCAGGCAUUAGCCGUGAAUGGCGCAAAGGUGUAUAUCACAGGUCGAACACAGGAAAAGCUUGAGAGAGUCAGCGAGCUCUACAAUCAAAAUAUCCCUGGUCAGCUAAUACCUAUUACUGCCGAUGUAACCGAUAAAGACUCGAUCGAUAAGUUGGUUCAAGAAGUCAGCUCCCGCGAGAAAUUCCUCUCUAUCUUGAUCAACAAUGCUGGAAUCUCCACUGGUCAUCAAGACACCGAGUGUCAGAGUCCCGAAAAGUUACGCCAAUCUCUAUUCGAACAUCCAUCGCGUGAUUUUGGUGACUGGGACAAAACUUUCCGCACAAAUGUCUCGCAGCUUUAUUUCAUGACAUCGGCUUUUCUUCCGCUGCUUGAGAAGGGCUCCGAAAAGGAGCACGGUUGGACUAGCACUGUGAUAAACAUCACUUCGAUCUCGGGCAUUAUAAAGGUCUCCCAGCACCAUUUCGCAUAUAACGCUUCCAAGGCUGCCGCAAUCCAUUUGACCAAAAUGCUAGCACACGAAACCAUGACAUCAAAUUUACGGAUUCGCGUCAAUAAUAUUGCGCCCGGAGUGUUUCCGAGUGAAAUGACAGCAGGCGAGAGCGAUAAGAACCAGAAAAGCUUCAUUCCAAAGGAGAAUUACGAGCAGAAGAUUCCUGCAGGAAGGCCGGGCAAAGAUGAAGAAAUGGCGAGCGUCGUGCUUUUUGCAGCUACUAAUCAAUACCUAAGCGGACAGACAAUUGCAGUGGAUGGUGGUUAUAUCCUAGCAGCCGGAUCUUUGUAA